Planococcus citri (citrus mealybug) is the source of this 1816-nucleotide messenger RNA. Its product is annotated as acyl-CoA Delta-9 desaturase-like. The transcript has a single exon. Lineage: Eukaryota; Metazoa; Arthropoda; Insecta; Hemiptera; Pseudococcidae. The record is from RefSeq and is a predicted model, not a curated record. Gene Ontology annotation, molecular function: stearoyl-CoA 9-desaturase activity; iron ion binding. Gene Ontology annotation, cellular component: endoplasmic reticulum membrane. Bases 306 to 1394 code for a protein of 362 amino acids. Gene Ontology annotation, biological process: unsaturated fatty acid biosynthetic process.
AAUUUACAAAUCUAUUGUAUUAAAAGGUACUUGUGCAGUAGCAUUUUGAAAGUGUUAUCGACUUCGUCGCGCCGUAAGAAAAGACUAUUAAGCUCAGAUAAUCGUGGGCAUCAUUCAUUGUACAUUCAAAUUGAACACAUGUGCAAGUAUUGUUGUAGGCAGUGGUUAAAUUAGACGUUGAAAAAAAAUGAAGUGAAGUAUUCUAAUAAGUAAUAGCAACGUAAGCGUUGGUUUAAAGAUUAUCUACUCACGCUAUAUACAACAAAACCCAGCAAACUAACAAAACAAAGUAGGUACUAGGUACCAUGGUUACAAACAAGACAACGUCUAAUCAUCAAAGUGAAGAUUUCUUACUUUUAAAUGAAUCACAAAUUCCAUCACGAGAACCUCAAGAACGUAUUGAAGGACAAACAGAAGAAGAAAAGGCUGCCGCAGAAUACGAAGAUAUGAUAAAUCAACAUUUUCUAAAGAGAAAGGAUAUCAAAUGGAAAAACAUUUAUAUUUUUGUGACUUUACAUCUCGUAGCCCUGUAUGGUUUCAUCGCAUUUCCAUAUAAAGAAAAGAAGGUAACUUGUAUUUGGAGCUGUUUUCUAAUAAUGGUAGCUAAUUUCGGAGUCGCUGCUGGUGUACAUAGAUUAUGGUCUCACAGAGCUUACAAAGCGAAACUUCCUCUACGAAUAAUCCUAUCAGUAUGCUACUUGGUGUCUGGACAAUACUCGAUAUUAUAUUGGGUGAGAGAUCAUCGGAUUCACCAUAAAUUUUCAGAAACAAACGCAGAUCCUGUAAACUCGAGUCGAGGAUUUUGGUUUUCACAUAUCGGUUGGAUGACUAUGAAAAGACACCCAGCCGUCCUACAAAAAGGAAAAUCAAUAGACAUGAGUGACGUACUUUCCGAUCCUGUUGUUGAAUUCAUUGAGAAACAUUUUGACGUAUUAAGACUUGUAAUCGGGUUCCUCAUACCACUCGUAAUUCCUGUCUACUUUUGGGAUGAGUCUUGGUACUGGGCGACCAUAUCACAAAUUUUUAUGCGGUACGUGGUUUCUUUAAACAUUACCUGGGGUCUUAACAGUUUCGCUCAUAUGUUUGGAAAUCGUCCUUACGACAAAGAUAUUGCUCCGGCCGAUAAUGUCAUCGUGUCUUUGUUGAGUGGCGGUGACGGCUGGCACAACUAUCAUCAUACUUUUCCAGCAGAUUACAAAUCUGCUGAGUAUGGUAAUUACAUAGUUGAAAUAGGUUUGACAACAUUAUUAAUUGACGUUUUUGCUAAAAUUGGUUGGGCCUAUGAUUUAAAACAGCCGUCGAAAGAACUUAUCCGGACUGUUACACAAAAACGUGGCGAUGGUACUCAUCCAGUUUGUAAAUCAAGUAAAAAGCUGGAAACGAAAACGGAAUAAGAUAGAUAAUUCAGGGCUGAAGCGUUACAGUACUACCAGUAUAUUACGGAUUGAUAGUCAAAAAAUAAAAAACAAGUUAUAACGUCUUGAUGUAUGGAUUCUUUUAAUUUUUAAAUUUCAUUCCAUAAUAACUCCGUGAAUUUUUCAAAAAAAGUGAUAAGUAUUUUGAUGCAACGUAUGUAGAUGAAAAAUUUCAAGCGAAGCCCAAGAUGACAUGAAUCGUGUGUAAGCUACGUGUAUUAGGGUCGAUCGCCGAAAAAAUGUCGAUGCAUUUCGACCAAAUUCAAAAGAGACCAUUUUUAGUUGAAAGUAGGUUUUUUGUAUUUCCUUAAUUGGGGGGGGGGCGCUAAAUUGAAGUAGUAAGUCCUCGAUUUUCAAAUCCCCCUUCCCCUGUCAAUGUGCUUUGAGAAUAAAAUAAAAGU